Vombatus ursinus (common wombat) is the source of this 1603-nucleotide messenger RNA. It is a transcript of the gene MARCHF9, whose product is annotated as membrane associated ring-CH-type finger 9. Gene Ontology annotation, biological process: protein ubiquitination. The transcript is spliced from 4 exons. The coding region runs from base 1 to 1041 and encodes 346 amino acids. Gene Ontology annotation, molecular function: zinc ion binding; ubiquitin-protein transferase activity. Lineage: Eukaryota; Metazoa; Chordata; Mammalia; Diprotodontia; Vombatidae. The record is from RefSeq and is a predicted model, not a curated record.
AUGCUUAAGUCCCGGCUCCGCAUGUUCCUGAACGAGCUGAAGCUGCUGGUGCUGACGGGCGGGGGGCGGCCCCGGCCCGAGCCUCAGCCCCGGGGGGGCGGGGGAGCCGGCUGCGGCUGGGGGCCCUUUGCCGGCUGCUCGGCCCGGGACAGCGACGGCGACGACGAGGAGUACUACGGGUCGGAGCCGCGGGCCCGGGGACCGGGGGACAAGGAAGCUCGGGCUGGACCCCCGCCGCCGCCCCCUCCUCCUCCACCUCCUGCCCCUGGCGGCCUGGACUCCCUGUCUCUGAGCAGCAGCCUGGACAGCGGGCUCCGAACCCCCCAGUGCCGGAUCUGCUUCCAGGGGCCAGAGCAGGGGGAGCUCUUGAGCCCAUGUCGGUGUGAUGGUUCGGUUAGAUGCACCCACCAGCCUUGCCUCAUCCGAUGGAUCAGUGAGCGGGGAUCUUGGAGCUGUGAACUCUGCUAUUUCAAGUACCAGGUCUUGGCAAUAAGUACCAAGAACCCACUGCAGUGGCAGGCCAUCUCGCUGACAGUCAUUGAGAAAGUCCAGAUCGCAGCCAUUGUCCUGGGCUCCCUCUUCCUUGUUGCCAGCAUCUCCUGGCUCAUCUGGUCUUCACUCAGUCCAUCAGCCAAGUGGCAGCGGCAGGACCUGCUCUUCCAGAUCUGCUAUGGCAUGUACGGCUUUAUGGAUGUCGUCUGCAUUGGUCUCAUUGUCCAUGAGGGCUCUUCUGUCUACCGCAUCUUCAAACGCUGGCAGGCAGUGAACCAACAGUGGAAGGUCCUGAACUAUGACAAGACCAAGGACCUAGGAGGGGAUGCAGGAGUGGGGAUGGCAGGGAAGCCAGGUCCCAGGACCUCACGGACAGGUUCCCCACCUGGGGCCACUGGCCGCCCUCCAGCUGCCCAGCGUGUCCGGACGCUCUUGCCCCAGCACUGUGGCUACACAAUUCUGCACCUGCUUGGACAGCUCCGGCCACCAGAUGCCCGUUCCAGCUCCCGAUCUGGCCGAGAGGUUGUCAUGAGGGUCACUACUGUCUGAGCUACACUCUCAGGAAAGGAGGACCCUAAAGUCAGUGCACUGGCUGGAGAUGUGGUCCAGCCCUUACUGAGCAUCUGCCCUGAACCAGUGGAGAUUCCACCUAGACAAGGUGUUGCUCCCGUACCUGACUGCCCCCACAUAUCAAGGAAUCUCUGAUGUUGACAUGACCACUGGAGAUAAUAUGACUCCCACUGAUCACUCAUCUUUCCCUGGGGCAAAGAUUCCACCUGGAAGAAAUUUCAAUCUUCAUUGACGGCCGCUUAUCCUCCUGGGAAGUGGGGAGAACAUCUUUUCCCCUGGAGAGAGUGGAGAGAAUCAUCUUUACCUCAGCUCACACGGCCUCUGGCUCCCCGCUCCACAGGGAUGAUUUGGUGAAGGGGGGCCAGUGCCAGGAGGAAGGGGCUACCAACUCACCCACCCCUCCUACUCUAUGGCCACAGGGCAUCUGGCAAUAAGACUAAUGUAUACCCACCUCCUGCUCCCUGCAUGAGGGCAGGGGGGUCUACCCCUGCCUACCCCCUCUUGUUUGAGGGGAAGGCAUAAAGAGUCAUUUAUAUGCAAA